AUGCCAGAUAUAUUAUAUUUGAUAGAGUGCUUUGAAGGAUUUGGUCCACAAUGCAAAGGAAUUUAAUUGACUGGGAAAGAAUACUUGCAAUAGUUUUUCAGAGUGAUUACUAAUAAACACUUAGAGGGUUUCAUUGCAAUUAAAAUCAUACUAACCAUUCAUUUGAUUCUCUAUGAAUUCCAAUUAGGAGAUUCUAUUGCAGAAUAGAUGAUAAAAGAAGGAUCAGCACUUCAUGUCUAAUAAAAUUAAGAAUUCAGUUUAUUUGUUUAAAAUUAUCUGAUGUAUUUAUUGAAAUUAGCCUAAAAUUUAAAAUUGUUUUAUGCUUGUAAAAUAGGUUAGUAUCCAAUUUUUGAUCAAGACUAAAUAUCAACUGAUGGUUAAGGAUCUACAAGAGAUCAGCAAUAUUAAUAAUUUAAGAUUCCAAAAAGAAACAGUAAUUUUCGUGGUACAUAAUUGCAAUAUAGGGAUUAUCAACAGAGAAAAUUAGAAUUGAAUAAGCAAAAAUAGAUGGGAAGCAUUACGAUAGAAUAAAAAAUAUUAUAUUUAUUUAAGCUGCACAAUUUGCUAAAUUAAUGCAUACAGGUAUUGGAUUUAUGCAUAAAUUCAUUGAAACAAAUAGAAAAUAAAGAUUCCAAAAAUAUUUUCAUUGAAACUAGUUGUGUUCUUUGGAAUGAUUGCAUGGUGAUGUACAAGUUUUCUACAUAAGAAAUUUGCCAAUUAAUUGAUUCAUUUAGAACCUUACCACCAUAAUUGUUACUUUAAAUUCAAUAAAUAUAUUUGGUAACUAUAAACUCUUCAACUUAACUAAAAUAAUUAUAUAACAAUAGAAAUUAUUUCGAUUCGCAAAACAUUAUAAAAUAACCAUAUUGGUUUGAGGAAAAUAAGAAUCUUUCUUAAGAAAUCUAAAAUAGGAUAAUUGAUAAUAAAAUGCUUAGAAUACCAGAUUCAACUAAGAGUCUAAAUUAUGCGCAGACUCCUUAAACAUAAUAAAACUAAAAAUCACCAACUAAUAUUCCUUAACCAUUCACUUCAAGAAUAGGGAAUUCUUACAACUCAACAACAACUACUAUACCCUCACAACCAUAUUUCAAAGCAAAUUAAAAAUUGUAAUAACAAUAAACAAAAUAUUUUGAAACUUAAUAAUCUAUCAGCACGAGAACAAAAAGCCACUUUGGAAGCAUAUUCUCUGAUGAAUAAUUAACUAUUUCUUCAAAAGAAUCUUCAAAACUAUAAUAACAAUUUUGA
This is a messenger RNA of Paramecium tetraurelia, 1245 nucleotides long. RefSeq lists its product as uncharacterized. The transcript has 2 exons. NCBI's taxonomy places the organism in Eukaryota, Ciliophora, Oligohymenophorea, Peniculida, Parameciidae. The record is from RefSeq and is a predicted model, not a curated record.